UAUUAGCAUUAUUCAUUAUUUCUUUAAACCGAACAAUAGUGAAAUUAAUAUUAUUUUCUCAUUCGGCGUUUCGGUGUCUACCAAAUAACCAGGAUGCAGUUCAAAUGGAUCCCUUUAGUCAUAUGCAGCAUAGCAUUAGCUAAUUCGCAAGACAUAAAGAGUGUCUGCACCUUCGCGCACGAUAAGCUCACCUACCUUUGUUCAGGAAUCAAGGGCACAUUUCCAUCAAUGUUUUACGGCGCAUACAACAUCAAAUGUGCAGGAUGCGAGAUUCCAGUGUUUCGAUCGGGAACGUUUCCUACGUCCGCCGAUGUCCCUUCGUUCAAUCUGUCAAGCAGCGGCAUCCAAAAUAUUACAAGCAACGCCUUUAGCAUGCUGACCAAACUGCGCUAUCUCUACUUACAGAACAACAAUAUCUCUGGAAUCGAACCGGGAGCGUUCAGAGGCUUAACACAAAUAAACGAGUUAAAUCUGGAGCACAACGCGUUAACACACAUAACUCCAGGAGUUUUUGAUGGAUUGAAAGCCCUUGCUGUACACUUAAGCCACAAUAACAUUGUGGAAAUUCCUGGAGGCGCAUUUGAACAGGUUGAUCAAAUAACAACAUUUAAUUUGUCAUUCAGUAACAUUGCAAUAUUGCACAAGGAUUCGCUUAAAGGACUCUCGACUAUGGAAAUUUUAGACCUGCAGUUCAACAAAAUAUGCUACAUACCGUUGGGGAUGUUUCAAUAUAAUGAUCUGCUGAAAGGCUUGGACUUGAAAGGGAAUAAGCUGCGUAACUUUUUGCCUGGAACCUUUUCAGGCCUGAAACGAUUAUUAACGAUAAAUCUCGCCAACAACGAAUUUUCCGAAAUGGACCCGUCGCUUUUGCUACCCAUGGCAUCAAUCUACUAUUUGGAUAUAUCUAGAAAUAAUCUGUUUUAUUUAGACGCCCAGGCUCUACGCCAAGCCGCUCCUACGCUGAAAGUGAUAAUACUAAAGGAUAACAUAUGGGAUUGCGCGGUGCUAACGAAUUUGGUUAAGUUCUUUAAAACCGUUGGUAUUGACACAUUCGGAACGGGGGAGGGGUGGUAUGACGUCACUAAUAUCAAUGGAAUAAUGUGUUCGAUGGGCCAUGUGAACUAUGCAAUGCCGUUUGACCUUUAUAUAAAGAAAGUCAAAGCUGACAGUGAGAAAAGCGUUAAUUAUUGUUAAUUUACAUAUAUAGCAUAUAACACCACAGAAGAUGCUUUCGAAAGGCGAGAGGGCGCUUUCUUCUAUUUUCUGAGCAAUGUCUUUUUUUAAACUUUCAAAUAAAAAUAAGAACGCAGCCUUA
Messenger RNA from Photinus pyralis (common eastern firefly), 1315 nucleotides. RefSeq names its product leucine-rich repeat-containing protein 15-like. The transcript has 2 exons. NCBI's taxonomy places the organism in Eukaryota, Metazoa, Arthropoda, Insecta, Coleoptera, Lampyridae. The record is from RefSeq and is a predicted model, not a curated record. Bases 94 to 1194 code for a protein of 366 amino acids. Gene Ontology annotation, molecular function: protein binding.